AUGUUCAUCUUGAUCACAGGGGUGAUGGUUAACGUUCCCCUGAUUUGGCUGUUUCUGAAGGAAAGGAAAUCCCUGUGUGCCUCAAAGGUUCUAGGUCUGAAUCUUGUCGUGAUGGAUCUUAUCUACCUGUCUAUAAUGCCUGUCAACUUGAUUUAUGAAACUAACUGGGAUCAAAGGGUCAGAAACAAUCAUUCAGUCUUUUCAUCCACCUUGCAAAAUCUCAACACUACACAUCCAAUGGAAAUGGCAAGAGACACCUUCAGCAUGUUCAAUCUGAUAGGCUGUCCCCUGCUGCUAACCUGCAUGUGUUUUGAGCGCUACCUGGCAGUGACAAGACCUGUGCUGUACCUGAGAGUGAGGAAAUGGGAGUACCGAAUGGCUGUUUCUGCUGCAGUGUGGGCAAUCACUUUGACCUUCUGUGUGGCCACAGUUUUAGUGGAUGAUAUGACUGUCAUUAUGGUGUGUGUUUCCACCAUCAUCUCCUGCACCUUCAUCAUAAUGCUUAUGUGCCUUGGGGCUGUGGUCUGGUCACUGUGGCAACAAAGCCCUGCACACACCACACAUGGAAUCGAUCAACGCUCACCCCUAAAGAGACGGGCAGUGGCUAAUGUGCUGGUUGUGGUGAUCCCUGCAGUGAUAUCUUACCUCCCAGUCCUGGUGUUGUUACCUGUAUAUUAUUUGCAUGAAUCACUGAAUAGGGCAAUGUGUAAUGCUUUUCAGUUAUCCUCUUUGUUCCCCGUGUUUGGUGUACUGAUAGGUCCUCUAUUCUAUUUCUCCAAGGCAAGACAAAUGUGCUGCCUAAGUGGGACAGGAAAGACAUUUAAUAAAUAG
Messenger RNA from Seriola dumerili (greater amberjack), 831 nucleotides. RefSeq names its product uracil nucleotide/cysteinyl leukotriene receptor-like. The coding region runs from base 1 to 831 and encodes 276 amino acids. Gene Ontology annotation, cellular component: membrane. The transcript is spliced from 4 exons. Gene Ontology annotation, biological process: positive regulation of Rho protein signal transduction; phospholipase C-activating G protein-coupled receptor signaling pathway. The record is from RefSeq and is a predicted model, not a curated record. Gene Ontology annotation, molecular function: G protein-coupled receptor activity. Lineage: Eukaryota; Metazoa; Chordata; Actinopteri; Carangiformes; Carangidae.